AUGGACGUAAAAGAUAACCCAUUCAUAAAAAAUCGCUCAAGCACGAGAAUUACGAAUGCCCCCGGAGGGAAUUCCUCGUUAUCCUUCGGAAACUAUAUAGAUAAUGAGAAUAAAAAGAUUAGUAACAGAAAUGAAAAAUCAGCGACAAAAAAUAAUGAAAAUGCGGAAGCAGCGGGAAAUUUAGAGGCCAACAAAGCACCGAUGAAUUCUGACAAAAAGACAAACGUAAAGGUGAACCAACCCCCUGGAGGAGCCUCAAGCAUAAUAUUCGGAUGA
Messenger RNA from Plasmodium malariae, 276 nucleotides. RefSeq names its product conserved Plasmodium protein, unknown function. The transcript has 4 exons. The coding region runs from base 1 to 276 and encodes 91 amino acids. NCBI's taxonomy places the organism in Eukaryota, Apicomplexa, Aconoidasida, Haemosporida, Plasmodiidae. The record is from RefSeq and is a predicted model, not a curated record.